Messenger RNA from Eimeria necatrix, 2271 nucleotides. RefSeq lists its product as hypothetical. The record is from RefSeq and is a predicted model, not a curated record. Bases 1 to 2271 code for a protein of 756 amino acids. The transcript is spliced from 3 exons. NCBI's taxonomy places the organism in Eukaryota, Apicomplexa, Conoidasida, Eucoccidiorida, Eimeriidae.
AUGCGUCGUGAGUAUGUUCUAUUUUUGUUGUUCAUCGCCCAACUGCCAUCAGUUCGACCCAUAGACUUGAGAGAACAGCAAAUGAUGGAAGCAACGGCUCUUCUUCGGGGAGGCAGCUCCGUGGGUAUGGCGAAGUUGAUGCCUGUUCCUUCAAACGUUUUGGAGAGCGCGGAGUUCUCCAGUUUGCUUAGUGCAUACGCUGAAGAUAUUGUGUCGGAGAUAGGUAGAAGGGAGUGCCGUUACUGGAUAGACGUUGAAAAGUUCAGAGCAAACCGAGCUACAGCGUGGUCCAGUGGGCCAGUUAUAAAGAACUCAAUGGGAUUCUCCAGACAUCCAACCCCAUUGCCACAGCCCAAGCCGACUCAGUGGACGGGCAAUGGUCGCUGUUCGUCUUUAAAUAAAGAGUUCGGCGUUGCCGUGACGGGAAGCAGCAAGCCAUCAGCAGCCUCGCACUUGACUUAUACUCAAUGCACGGCCGCUCCAUGGUUCUUAGACGUUGAAGUGGCAGGAAUAGAGACUAAGGAAACUGACUCAGGUUCGAAUUAUUUUGUCGUGCAGUUGAAUUACAGCGGUGCUGCCCCCUCCGCCGUUUCCAGGAUGCCGACGGUGAUGCCGCUACGCCUGGAACAGUUGGCUAAUUAUCUACGGGGAGGAUGGAUUCCAAAACGAGGUGACAACGCCACAAUUGUUUGCCUGGGGAAGGGAGAACCGCUGAUUUUUGCCGCACACACUGACGACGAGGAACAGUAUGCCGAGUUUCUGCCUGGUCCUUGGUCUGUCGAAGUGGAUGUGGAAUUCUAUCGCGAUGUUUUGCGGCCCAUGGGUGUUGGUGUUCGUCUGCACCUGAAGGACAACCUUUCCGUCACGCUUCCUCCUCUCCGUGUGUUGCCUUUCAACAGUGGAAAGCUCUCAACUGAGCAGUGGCUGCUGUUGGAGCUGGCAGAGUUGCACACACAGCGACAAUGGCAGAGCAACAGUGAGGACGAAACUGGAAGUACAGAAAAAGAUAAGCCUGGAGAAUGGGCUACAUUCCAGCGUGAUGCAGCUUUUGAGGCAUUAUCUGUUGGACGUUGCCGACUAAAGAGAGGCAGGAGGGCUGAUGAUCCCGUUUUGCUAGACUGUCUUCCAAAUAUAAGUAAUCGAAGUAAACGAGAACUGGCGAUGAAUGGUUUAAACGUCGUCCGUCGCGGGGCUAUCAGCUUGGCACUGGCCGCAAUUCCAGCUAUGAGGAUCAGUGCGGCAUUUCAUUCUCUUAUACAUUCUAGUGACAGCACAGAGGAGAGGGCGGACAGCCUUGUCACGGGACUGUCGCUUUUUAAUAUAAGAAGAAGUUGGGAUUUAACCGUUUCAAGGGAUACUCCAAAGACAGCUGGAUAUUUGAGGAAAGUAUUGCAACUGAGUAAGCAUGCGUGGACGGCGAAACAAGAGGAGCUUUUGGGUGAGUUGUCUUCUGAAUUGCUCCAGAUGUAUGCGCGAGGUGCACAAGGCGUUGCUCAAUACAGUGGGAAAUUAAUAUUUGAAGCAAGUGAUUCCACCCUUGUAGUACGUGUCCCGGUAUCUAGUCUCAGCUUCAGACGGCGCCUUCGCCUCGGCCUUUUGUUUGAAGAUGAUUUGGAGCUGGUGUUUACUUUCACGGACAUGGGCGGGAAGUUUCACCCCUUUCAGAGAGUUCCGUCCUCUGAGGAAGAAAGCGUUAAACAAAGCAGCGUAGAUUCAGGUGGAGCUGGCCAUAACUCAGAGGAUAAAAGUGCGGGCCGAAACGGGGGAAGCAAGGGUGAAGAACCAACGAGGGCCCUCCUUAGCGGCGGGUUACACGAGAAAACAUCGAAGUGCACUGGUGCAAGUUCAGCGUCAGGGGGUGAAGUGAGCAAGGAAGAGAGGGAACCUGAUGUGAGCAUUACGUAUUUACAGCUUCUCUGGCAGAAGGUAGCGGAGCCACACCACCGCGAGCUGCGACAUAUUGCAGUUGGGAAUAUAUUAGCCGAUGUUGGCACAACAGUGGCACUGAUGGUUGCUUCGUUUAUCAUUGCAAAAAUGAUUGGCAAUUUUAAUGGACGAACUGUCGCGGAUAUACUGAGAGAAAGGAGAGCUGCACGCCUUUCUCAUUCCACAAGUAGCGAAAUUGCUAUUUUCUUGCACCCAAGCGAGAAAUCUGAAACUAAGAAUUCUCCCUUUGGUGCUUCUUUCGGCGAAAGGUCCACGGCAAAGACCGAAGAACAUGUAGUAACGAAGGUCGUAUUGCCGGCAACCGUGGGAGCUGACUUGGUUUAA